CGACUUCAAUUCAACACUAGAUUUCCACUUAGACUGAAGGAAAGUUUCCCUCUGAUUAACCUCCUCGUUUUUAUUUGAACUGAGGAUUAGAAAUUUUUCAAAAUUCUAUAUCAAGACACUCUUGUCCAAGAAUCUUUCUUUUCCCGUCAGUUCAACAAUGUUUCCUCAUUACAAUUUCUUCGUACCCGAACUAAGAAACCUGUAAAGAUAACAUCUAUUAAACAAACCAUGAAUGUUAUUAAGCUAUCAAUGGGAUACAACCAGGCCUUGAGUCUCGAACAAGUGGUCGAGAUAGCAAUUGCGAACUAUACCCGCAAUCGUGCAGUAAGUCAACCUGAGUUUCUUCCUUUGAGUAUGACAAUAAAUCUAAGUGCUAAUUACCUUCGUGUAGACAGGAGCUCUUCAAACUCAACAUGGCUCCUAUUUUGGUCAAGGAUAUUCUUUUGAAAGACGUCAUGUUGAAGGGGACAAUGACGUGGAUGUCUUUCCUCUUCCGGAAUGUGAGAUGCCAGCAUGUGGAGGAUUCUGCCAUCUUUAUUUUCCUGCCAGUGGCAGCAUUGAAGAGACCAGAAAACCAGAGGGUUUCUUGGGGGCACGGGAAGAUAAGAGAGAAGGUGGCACGGCGCGUUCCUUGAGAGAGACUCUUCGUUCGGAGCCUUCGAUGUCGAGCUCAGACCAGUUGAAUGUUGACUCUGCAUAUUCUUCAUGGCAUGGGUCACAGAACAUGGACUCUGACAAGGAGGAGGAUCUAGAGUUCGGUUGGCGAAAAGCAGACGAGAAAGAGGAUGAGGAAGAUGGAGAAGAGAGCGUUGAAGAAAAGGAGGAGGGAGAGAGCGAGGAGGAGAAAAAUGGUAAGGAGAGGAGGUUGACGAGGAGAAGAGGGUAAGGAGGAGAAGAGGGUGAGGAUGAUGAGUGAGCAGAGGAAGCCAUCGUUUUUGGCUCGACUCAGCUACUAUUCAGGAUCGUAUUGCUAGGGCUCGCUCCGAGUUCCUUGAGCUUCCUUCAGAAUUCGCUUUCUGGGCUGGGAAUACGGUCUUUGACCUCCCGAAUGCAGUCCAAUAAUUGGAAGCAUUCUUGGUCGAUUCUUGAAACCAUUUGAAGGAUUAAAGCUGUUCGAGUCAUCGACCCAAUCUUGGUGCUUUACAGCUUCUCAAAUAUUCGAUGAUAUAAUUUAUCUGAUAGCUUGGAGUUUAGGACAUGCUGAGCUGGCUCUUGGUGUAGGGGUUACGGAGUUAGGUGAUUGUGGCGAAUUUUAUUUUCUGUUUACACUGGUUGAUUUGGGUCUCCGGCGGGAAGACUGAUAUAUCUUCAUUACACUUUUUAUGUAAUGAGAAACGAUAGAUUUUUCCAUGAAAACAUCUUAAGUAUGAACGCCUGAGCUCGAGUGAGACAAUCAUUACUGUUCAACCAUUAGAUCACAGUCUGUUUAGUGGUCGAUCUAUUCAAUAACUUCUCUUCACUUGUCAUAUAUCCAUACACAUCGAUCAAGCAGUGACCAGUCGUAUUUUCAUUUCUAAGAUCCUCCUCCCCAUUACUGUUGAUAGUGUCGUACUUAAUCUGGAGGUCAGGCAUAUAUGUGGAUGAGUGCAAAACUACGUGCAGAUGUACAAUGUC
This is a messenger RNA of Sclerotinia trifoliorum, 1614 nucleotides long. The record is from the annotation of a GenBank genome assembly. NCBI's taxonomy places the organism in Eukaryota, Fungi, Ascomycota, Leotiomycetes, Helotiales, Sclerotiniaceae.